Molecule: messenger RNA, 1188 nt
Organism: Penicillium olsonii
Lineage: Eukaryota; Fungi; Ascomycota; Eurotiomycetes; Eurotiales; Aspergillaceae
Source: the annotation of a GenBank genome assembly
AUGGCACCUUCUCAUAACAGCCAUCCGUCAACUAAAGCAUUGCAUGCAGACGAUGCUCUAAACCAAGUGUCUGAUGUUGCUCCUCCAAUUCACCUCUCAACAAUCUUCCGAUAUCCCAAUGACCCAGAGCAACUUGUACCAUCCGAAGAUCCCGUCGAUGAGUUCAACGGCAAGAAUUACGUCUAUUCCCGCGAAUUUGCACCAAACCCAACCCGCUUUGAAGCAGUCCUCUCCUCCCUGAUAGGUGGUACGGCUGUGAGCUACUCGACCGGGCUUGCUGCACUUCAUGCCGCUCUAACAUUAUUGAAUCCGCGCCGCAUCUCCGUCGGCGAGGGAUACCAUGGCAGUCACGAGGUCAUUGCAGUCGUGUCCCGUCUAUCUGGUCUGCAAAAGCUACCACUCGAUUGUCCAGCCGAGAGCCUUAGUUCAGGUGACGUCAUUUUGCUGGAGACACCCGUCAAUCCUCUCGGAACGGCGUUCAGCAUCGAGGAAUAUGCCCGCAAAGCGCACGCUCGGGGUGCAUUCCUCGUGGUCGACAGUACCUUUGGUCCUCCUGGCUUGCAAGAUCCGUUCCUGUGGGGCGCCGAUAUAGUCAUGCACUCGGGAUCGAAGUAUUUCGGCGGACACAGCGAUCUCCUCUGUGGUGUUCUAGCAACAAAACGCACCGAUUGGAUCAAGCAGCUCUUCGAGGAUAGAUUGGCUCUUGGAAGUGUGAUGGGAAACAUGGAAAGUUGGCUUGGUAUCCGGAGUCUGCGCACCCUGGAGGUGCGGGUUCAGUGGGCGAGUCAGAAUUCUGCCAAAUUGAUUUCGUGGCUUGACCAUGCGAUGAAGGUCCCUUCGCCUGCUGCUGGGAGUGAGGAUGCUGUGGUCCAGUCUGUCGUACAGAAGAUCUAUCAUGCCAGUAUGCAGGUGCAGGAUGAACCGUGGCUGCAGAAGCAAAUGCCCAAUGGCUUCGGACCUGUGUUCUCCAUCGUCUUGCACAAGGAAGAGUUUGCGAAACAUUUGCCGACCAAGCUGAGCUUCUUCCAGCACGCAACCAGCCUGGGUGGUGUUGAAUCUUUGAUCGAGUGGCGAGCUCUGUCGGAUUCAAGGGUUGAUCGGAAGUUACUGAGGGUCAGCGUUGGGCUGGAGAAUUGGAAGGAUCUGAAGGAUGAUCUGUUCAAGGCUUUCAAGUCGCUCUUGGCUUGA